Messenger RNA from Microcebus murinus (gray mouse lemur), 1626 nucleotides. RefSeq names its product zinc finger matrin-type 2 (gene ZMAT2). The record is from RefSeq and is a predicted model, not a curated record. Gene Ontology annotation, cellular component: spliceosomal complex; U4/U6 x U5 tri-snRNP complex. Gene Ontology annotation, biological process: mRNA splicing, via spliceosome. Gene Ontology annotation, molecular function: nucleic acid binding; zinc ion binding. Lineage: Eukaryota; Metazoa; Chordata; Mammalia; Primates; Cheirogaleidae.
UCCUCCAGUCUUUUAGCUCUGUUAGAACACGAGACUCUAAGCUUACUGGAGAGCCAUCUUGCCUUACGGCACCAGGCCGCUUUUUACGGCAUUUUCCGCCUUGCCAUUCACUUCGCUGUAAAGAUGGCGUCGGGCAGCGGGACAAAAAACUUGGACUUUCGCCGAAAGUGGGACAAAGAUGAAUACGAGAAACUCGCCGAGAAGAGGCUCACGGAAGAGAGAGAAAAGAAAGAUGGAAAACCAGUGCAGCCGGUCAAGCGAGAGCUUCUGCGGCACAGGGACUAUAAGGUGGACCUGGAAUCCAAGCUUGGGAAGACAAUUGUCAUUACCAAGACCACCCCACAGUCUGAGAUGGGAGGAUAUUACUGUAAUGUCUGUGACUGUGUGGUGAAGGACUCCAUCAACUUCCUGGAUCACAUUAAUGGAAAGAAACAUCAGCGAAACUUGGGUAUGUCUAUGCGUGUGGAACGUUCCACACUGGAUCAGGUGAAGAAACGCUUUGAGGUCAACAAGAAGAAGAUGGAAGAGAAACAGAAGGAUUAUGAUUUUGAGGAAAGGAUGAAGGAGCUCAGAGAAGAGGAGGAAAAGGCCAAAGCGUACAAGAAAGAAAAACAGAAGGAGAAGAAAAGGAGAGCUGAGGAGGACUUGACAUUUGAGGAGGAUGAUGAGAUGGCAGCUGUGAUGGGUUUCUCAGGCUUUGGUUCCACCAAGAAGAGUUACUGAGGCUUUCUAUGCUUGGCCUAACUUUGGCCUAUGCUGGACCUGACUAUGUGCGUGUGUGUGGGGGGAGUUCAUUUCUUUUUGGGUACUGGGGAAAGUCCUUAAGAGUGUCAAUGGGGAGGACUAGAGGGUGGGUAUUUGGUUUCCCUCUACCUUCAGAGGACACAGGAUACAAAGGUAAUGCUGUGGCACAUUCCUUCAGCCUCAGUAUAUAUCACUGGAGUCACAGGACCUCUGCCUAUCUGAGUUCCCAAUAAAGAAAAACCUCCCCUUCUGAGGCUGCUUCCCCGAAACUCCUGCAUCUUUCCCUCUUCAUCUAUCCAACCUCUUGUCUGAGCAUCCUACCUUUAUCCUGUGUUCUGCCUUUUUUUAAAUUUUCAAAACUUUUGUUCAGCCUGCAACAGAAGCGAUCUCUGGGUUCCCAGUUUGCAGUUGGUGGCAUAUCCUUGACCAGCCCCCUCCUCCCAUCUGGCCCUGUGGUUCUCUAGCCACUUGUGCAUGCAUGUGUACUUCUGCCUGGGUCAAUGUAUGUGUGGGUGUGUGUGCAUGAAUCUGUCACAUAGAGGGGGCCUGAGCUCAGAGCAUUGCUGGCCUGGGCCUGAUGUUCUUGGCUUCCUCAGAGCAUGUAACAGGAAAUUAAAUGGGAUGAGUGUUUGGUGUGGUUUAUGUCUGAUAAGUUUUUUUUUUUAACAUUGUUCAGAUGUAGAUUGUUUCAGCUUCUGUUUGUUUCAUUUUACUGAGGAUUUCUCUGUUUUUGUCUUCCUUGUGAGCAGGCUCUUGGAAGAAUCUGUUUGAUGCAAAAAAGAAAAUGAAAAAAAAAAAACCAAAACCUCACUGUGGGAGCCCUCGGGUCUUAGAGGCUGUUCAGCGUGUAUAAUAAAUGGCAUUGGCUGGGCCUGUUUCACA